Haliaeetus leucocephalus (bald eagle) is the source of this 3371-nucleotide messenger RNA. RefSeq names its product general transcription factor IIH subunit 2. Gene Ontology annotation, biological process: DNA-templated transcription; nucleotide-excision repair; regulation of transcription by RNA polymerase II. Lineage: Eukaryota; Metazoa; Chordata; Aves; Accipitriformes; Accipitridae. Gene Ontology annotation, molecular function: zinc ion binding. The transcript has 15 exons. Gene Ontology annotation, cellular component: transcription factor TFIIH holo complex; transcription factor TFIIH core complex. The record is from RefSeq and is a predicted model, not a curated record. Bases 162 to 1349 code for a protein of 395 amino acids.
AGCCGGGCCCGCCUGGCAGCCCCUUCACCCGGCGUGUGGCACUGUAACGGGGCUUCCCUUCAGGCGGGAGUUGCGCCUCCCCGGCCGGGGCCAGCGGCUUUCGGUGUCGCGAGGAGCGCGGCCGUCGCUGCCCUCCGCAGCGGCAGAGCCAAGCCGCGGAGAUGGAUGACGAACCCGAACGGACCAAGCGCUGGGAGGGAGGCUACGAAAGGACAUGGGAAAUUCUUAAAGAAGAUGAAUCCGGAUCGCUGAAAGCCACCAUCGACGACAUUCUUUUCAAGGCGAAGAGGAAAAGACUCUAUGAACACCAUGGACAAGUUCGACUUGGAAUGAUGCGUCACCUUUAUGUGGUUGUUGAUGGAUCAAGAACUAUGGAGGACCAAGAUUUAAAACCGAACAGACUUACCUGCACUUUGAAGUUAUUGGAAUAUUUUGUUGAAGAGUACUUUGACCAAAAUCCUAUUAGUCAGAUUGGCUUAAUUGUAACCAAGAGUAAAAGAGCUGAAAAAAUGACAGAACUUUCAGGCAACUCAAAGAAGCACGUAACUGCUCUGAAGAAAGCAGUGGAUAUGAACUGCAGUGGAGAGCCAUCUCUAUAUAACUCCUUAAAUUUGGCGAUGCAGACUUUAAAGCAUGUGCCAGGACAUACAAGCAGAGAGGUUUUGAUAGUCUUCAGCAGUCUGACGACAUGUGAUCCAGCCAACAUCUAUGAUCUAAUUAAGUGCUUAAAAGCAGUUAAGAUCAGAGUAUCUAUCAUCGGCUUAAGUGCUGAAGUUCGAGUUUGUACAGUACUUGCCCGAGAAACUGGUGGAACAUACCACGUUAUAUUAGAUGAAAGUCAUUAUAAGGAACUGCUGAUGUAUCAUGUUAGUCCUCCACCUGCCAGUUCAAGCUCUGAGUGCUCCCUUAUUCGAAUGGGUUUUCCUCAGCAUACUAUUGCUUCUUUAUCUGAUCAAGAUGCAAAGCCAUCCUUUAGUAUGGCGCAAUUGGAAAACAACAGUGAGCCGGGUCUUACGCUGGGGGGGUAUUUCUGUCCCCAGUGCAGAGCCAAAUACUGUGAACUUCCUGUGGAAUGCAAAAUCUGUGGUCUUACGUUAGUGUCUGCACCUCACCUGGCUCGAUCUUACCAUCACUUGUUUCCUUUGGAUGCCUUUCAGGAAGUCCCCCUGGCAGAAUAUCAGGGGGAACGGUAUUGUCAAGGCUGCCAGGGAGAAAUGAAAGAUCAAAGUGUUUUCAUAUGUAAAGUGUGUCAGAAUGCAUUUUGUGUGGAAUGCGAUUUGUUUGUUCAUGAUUCUCUGCACUGCUGUCCUGGCUGUAUUCACGAGCACCCUGCUCCCAUACCUGUAUGAAGUAAUCUCUUCUUAGAAAUUGUCAUAUCUAUGUCAUUCUUGCAUAAAUCUAUUUUGUUUAUUCAGCCAUAGCUUUCACUGAGGCAUCUCAAAACAAGAAAGAUGUAGAUGAUUACAGAAGGAUGAACACUGGCUUGGGAGCAAACUUUUAAUUUUUACCUAAUGUAUUAAUGAUUUUGUUUACUGUUCAUAUAUUCUUGAAUUACCUGUAUCUGAUUUAUUUUCUUUGUUCUUGUCUGAAAAGCUCUGGCUGUUUCUGAAUGCUAUUGUGAGUAACAUGUAUAUUUGUAAAUGUGAAAGUGAUAAAACUGGUUUGUAUGAUAAUGUGGUGAUUCAUCUUUGUUUCAUUUUUUUGUUCAAAAAACAAGCCCUGAAAAUAUAUUUUAUAUAUCGAUUGCUAUUAGCUCUUGGUUUUGGUGGAUGGUGGAGUUCUAUAGAUCAAAAUAUUUUUUUGUAAGAAUUUAACAAAAGAUGUUUUUGAGCAAUUAGUUGGGGGACAUUUCAAAUAUUAAUUCAAAGUAUUUGGGCUAUUCACUUUGGCCUUCAGUAAGGCAACUCAAAUACAGCUCUUAGAAAUUAUACAAACUAUUGUUUGAUGGUGAUAGUAUUGAAGACAGUGGUGCUGUUUUGGUUUUGAGGCUAGAAUGAAUUGCCAGAACUGCAAGUCAUCUUCUGUCCUUGGCUAAACCCCCAGAGCAACAGACAAUAAGGUGGGGGAAGAAGGGGAAGCACGUGUCCUUACCUGAACAUUGAAGAAUGAAAACUGAGACAAGUGCAAGACACUGUUUGCCAUUUUACAGUGUCUCUUCAAAGUGUGAUUGCAGUUUGAACUUGUGAGAAUGUAACGUGCUACACCUCAGUAAGAGGAGGUUGUGAUGGUGCAGUGUUUAAAGCAGUAUGUUACAUCUGGUCUUCUGAAGUCCUCUUGUGACAUUUGUAAUACAUCCAGAGUAACUCAGACACUGAUGCAUCUGACUUAAUUUUUAAAAUUGUGAGCUUUGUUGUCAGAUUAGGAACAGCAAUAAUCUAACCUAACCACUGAAUCUUAAAAGUGCAAACAAACAAAAAAAGCAAACUCCCAUCAUAUGUUAGUUCCCUGUUUUUCACGCUCACCACAUACAAACAAUACAUGCUACUUUUCAGUUUUCACAGAUAGUUUUAAUUUCAAGUCCUUUAAAUAUGAAAAUUCUCAGUUGUUACCAUAGCUCCUUCUGUGCUUUUUCUACUAUUUAUGCCUGCAGGCUGGCUAGAAUGCAGUAAUUCUACUGUGUUGUCAGAAAAAUAACUGUUUCGGCAUCUGUGUUUCAUUUUGUGCAGGGUCAAACAAUGCCUAUAAACCCUUUGUGCUAUCAUGUGAUUGCAGUGCCUAUUACUGUAAGGGUAUCCUAAAAAUUAGCAGAAAAAGGACAUAUUCAUGGGGUUUGGUGUGGUCUAGUAGGCUAUUCCAAGCCAAAGGAAUGCCCUAAGCCUUUGUCUUUUAGAUAUUCUGAUACUGGUGACAACAUCUUGAUACGAUGUUUUCUGAUAAUAUUUUCAUCUUUACAAUCAGCAUUUCCUAAUGGAAAAAAAGAUUUUGUCAAACCACUUCAAAUCUUUUCUAGUUUUUUCUCUUUUUAGAUACCAAAAUAACAUACUUGGACGUAGAGGCUGUGUAGAAGUUGUGGCCAUAUACUCCAUUGUCUGCAUGUGGUCUGAGUAAUAAUUUGGCUUGUACUUUUUCACCCUUCUCAUUGGAUAGGAGGAGUUCAAAAUAGGUCCUGAAAAAUCGUAUCGGGGCAACAUUUCUCUGAUGUGUAAAGAAUUUCAGCUGUGGCCUUCCUCUUUAAAGCAGCAUGGAGGAAAUGCUUCCUUCAUCUGUACUCUUUGUGAUUCACUGGAUCUCAGGUUUCCUUUGCUUGUGGGAAGCUACAACCUGCUUAAUUCUUGGUCCUGUAUUUUCUUAUUUAUGGAUCUGCCACAAGAUUAGUCGGUCAGUGAGGUUAUUAGCAGGCCUGUGAGAAAUUCUGCUUCCUGAAGAUUUGG